AUGGCGCACUUGACCCUCGACAUCACCCUCGACGCUGCAAUUCUCGACGUCCUCACUGGUCCACAGCCGCCGGCGAAGACUCUCAAGACCCAGUUACCCCGCAGGGACGCUGCACUCGACCCACUCCUCAUCGCUGCUGCAGCGGCCUCUGGUCCCCAUGUCACCCGGAAUCACUACCAUCAUGACUUUUAUCCAGGCGCCCUUCAGGACGUUGCCAGAGACUGCACGAAAUGGUCGGGCAAGCUCGCAUAUGUCAGCCGCCAGGCCCCGCGGCGCCAGCGUCUGUCCAUCGACCAGGGCAAGGAGAACGAGAGCUAUCGUCGGGAAGUGAGCGAGCCGCAACCGCUCCAGUCGACGGAGAAUCUGCCUUCGAGGAAGCGAAGGUCCUCUCUAGUUGCGCCGUCGAAUGCUUCUGAAGGAAGAACUCGAUCAAAAUCUAUCACUGCAACAGAACCUCCACCUUCGACAAAGAUGCCACCUCGGCUUCAGGUGAAAUGUAUGGCCCGAACCCGUAUUCCUACCCCGCACGGCCCCGCGUUCCUCCACCUCUACCACAACAACCGUGACAACAAGGAACAUCUUGCCAUUGUCGUUGACCCCUCUCAGUUGGACCAAAGUGCCCCCUCCCUGCCCCCGAUCCGGUCUCGUUCCCUCGAUUCCGUAUGGAGUGAGAACGAGACAGAGAUGGACAGGAUAAUACGGGGCGCCUACGUCGGUCGACUCUCCCCGACAUAUCAGAAGGCGUCUGAUCCGUCUAUUAAUACACCUCAGUCAACCCCAUCCGACCUUCCUCCACCACUUAUUCGCAUUCAUUCCGAGUGCUUCACGGGCGAGACUGUAGGGAGCAUGCGAUGUGAUUGCGGAGAACAGCUCGACGAGGCCAUCCGGCAAAUCUCCAACCCUAUCAACUCCCAGAUACCCGGUCGCGGUGCGGUCAUCUACUUGCGACAAGAAGGGCGAGGCAUCGGCCUGUUAUCAAAGAUCCGGGCAUACAAUCUGCAAGAUAUGGGCCACGACACUGUCACGGCCAACUUGAUGUUGGGCCACAAGGCGGACGAACGAGGGUACGAAAUCGCUGGCGCCAUUUUGAAAGAUUUGGGACUCGGAUGUGGUGAAAACGCGUCGUGCUCGGAGAGCGUCCGGAUUCUGACCAAUAAUCCGGACAAGAUGGAGGCACUGCGGAAGGAAGGAAUCCAGAUAUCAGAACGUGUACCCAUGAUUCCCCGAAGUUGGCAGCAGCGUAGCCAGACGGAGGAGACUGUGGUGAAGCAGGAGACAUUGGGAUUGACGCUGAUCGGCGGGAAGGCCGUCCAUGGUGACGACUUGGACAAAUACCUCAGAACAAAGGUUGUUCGGAUGGGACACAUGCUUCCCUUAUGGUUUGAAGAAGCUAGCCAAGCUCUGUAA
This is a messenger RNA of Coprinopsis cinerea okayama7#130, 1407 nucleotides long. Its product is annotated as cyclohydrolase. The coding region runs from base 1 to 1407 and encodes 468 amino acids. The record is from RefSeq and is a predicted model, not a curated record. The transcript has a single exon. Gene Ontology annotation, molecular function: GTP cyclohydrolase II activity. Gene Ontology annotation, biological process: riboflavin biosynthetic process. Lineage: Eukaryota; Fungi; Basidiomycota; Agaricomycetes; Agaricales; Psathyrellaceae.